Molecule: messenger RNA, 6272 nt
Organism: Salmo salar (Atlantic salmon)
Lineage: Eukaryota; Metazoa; Chordata; Actinopteri; Salmoniformes; Salmonidae
Biological process (GO): double-strand break repair via homologous recombination
Cellular component (GO): nucleoplasm
Molecular function (GO): protein binding; DNA binding
Source: RefSeq, a predicted model, not a curated record
UGUUCUCUCAUUUGUGUCUGGAAAUAGCUAACCAGUUAGCUUGGGUGCUUGACUGCCAUUGUGAGGUCAGAACUCACCGUACUCCUGAUUUACGAAAAGGCCCAGAGCGCACUCUGGCACUCCAGAUUGAAUUGACAAACACACCCAAAAUCGUCAAAUGUCAGCUAGUUAUUUGUUAUGCUAACAAGCUAGCAAGAAGUUGCAUAGCAACAGCAUCAACUUCCAGUAGACAGGCAAAGUGCUAGUAUCCUUCGUUUACAGUAUCCUAAAAUUAACUAAUAGUAUGUACUCAUUGUGUAGUAUUCAAACAAGCUGUGGUUUCUAUAUGUUUGAUAACGUCCCAUUUAUUCCAUUCCAGCCAUUACAAUGAGCCCGUCCUCCUCCCACCAGCCUCCUCUGUGCUAUACAGGUGUCGGGUUGGUUGGUGGCCAAUUUUUUUCUCCCUCUGUUUGUAUCACAAAUGUAACGUGAUUGAACACACACUAUCGCCCAGUAGGUGGCGGUAUGCACAAACAAAAUGUGUGAACGCCAUGAUGCCAAAGAAGAAGAUAUACUCCACCCUCGCCAGCCAGCAUUCCUUCCUGAGAAGCAGUCGGUCAACCGGCUGUUGCAUUUUCGGUUAUCCAUUGGUCUUGUCUGGACCGUGAAGUCGCGGGAGAGUUUGGACAAAAAUGGUGGAGAAAUAAAUGGAGUUCACUCAGGCCGUUUAAAAAAGGUAUCAAUUUACGGUCUGCUUAAAAGGGUGGCGCUCCCAUAGACACCAAUGCGAUAGCAGCUGGGUCUGGUCUGCUUAGUUCAUUGAUUGAACCAGAAAAAACAGCGACUGGAUUGGAAUUCUUCCUGUCCCCCCCCAAAAAAACGUGACUAGCUAGCAUAUUGACGCCGAUAAAUACAGAAACAAAAGGCUUUGAAUGCUAACUGUCAAAGGUGACCGUUAGGAUCGCGUGACAAGAAUGGAGGAUAAUUUGGAGAGCGUGCUCCAUUGCGAUGACAAGGAGGAGUUGAGGCGGAAACUGGCCUUGCUACAGAGGGAGUACUCCAGGACAGUUCAGAGAUUACAGCGAGCUGAGCGUUCAGAUGCCGUGCGGAAGCAUGUGAGGAGCCGGAUCUCUGAGCAGAACCUUCAGGACCAGACAGACCCAGUCCCAGCCAACACCUUUCCCAACCCAGCUCUACCCCCCCUCUCCCUUGGUAGCCCUGCUAGGACAGCCCCAGGUUCAGCCUUACCGCUAGGCCCCGCUGGAGACUCGACUGUGGUGGCAUCGUGUCCGGUGGAAUCUGAGAACACCAGGCGGAGUAGUCCGUCCAUCCGCUUCCUCAUCCCUGUCGAUAACUCUUGCCCUCGGACACCUGACCUUAACCCUCACAGACGAAGCCACUCCCUCCGGCUGAGGUCACGGAGAAGCCGGCUGUGCUGGGAGCGGACGGGGAGGGGCGAGGGGGCAGAGGGGAGGUACGACACAGAGACCAGCGAGGACGGGCUGGAGCUGGACGCACGGACAGAGAAAGAAGAGGACGGAGAGAAGAGAAAGAUGGGGGAAGAGAAGGAGGGUGAGAAGAAAGAGCUAGAGAGGGAGGAGAAUGAGAGGGAAACUCCAGAUAAAGAGGCAAUGAAACAGAGAGAUGGAGAGGAGAGAGAAGAACAGAGGACAUAUGGACAGAAGGAGAGAGAGAAGGAAGGGGUGAACCUGAGGAGAGAUGGAGAGAGAGAAGAGGGAGGUGAUUCAGGAGCUGUGGGAGCCUCCGUGUUAGGGGCUGUUGGGUUGUGUAACACUGGGGGGGUCCUGGACUCGUGCACUCUGGUGGAAGGUCUGCCGUUCCCUGUAGAAUACUACAUCAGAACAACAAGACGCAUGGCCUCUUCACAGAGCCACAGAGACCUGCAGGCUGUCAUUCUGAACCAACUCAACAGGGGGCGCCACAGAAGGAGCAGGGGCCGGAUGUCUAACCCACACUCACUCUCAACUUCACACUCCGACUCACUAGCACAACCCUCCAAUCACCGCCAGUGCUCAAGUCAACUGACCUCAAACUCACCGACCAAUCGCACACCGGUCGAGGAGCCAUCAGCCAAUCAGAUGCUUACCUCUGAGUCAGGGACCAAUCAGAGUGAGCGUUUACCUUCCAGAGCCUGCAGUGUUCGGCCUAUCAGAGGUCGGAGGAGGAGAGGAAGGAGGCCGAGACUGGGCCGCUCUCUAAGUUUGGACUCAGAUCCUCCAGCACCAGGCCCAGACAACACCCAGACCCCGGCCGCUAUUAGCCCAGCCUCACAGCCUCUCCCUGGGGGUGGAUGUCCAGAGCGCUGGCCUCUCUCUGGAGGUGUGGAGGAACAGUUUUAUCCCAUCUUCAGAAGGAGCUGUGUGUCUCCCCUCAUUCACACACCAAAGCAGAGCAAAGAGAGUGUGUGGUCUCUCCUCCUGCCCUCCUCCCUCUCCCCUGGAGGACCAGCAGUGCACCCUGGGAGUCUGGGCCGCGUCAUCUCAACCUUUGACCUCCAGGAUUUCCAUCUCCCCGACGACCAGUUCGGACAGCUAAAGCUCCAGAAGCUUCGCGCCUCGUCUGCCGUCGCCGUCCCAGAACCGGAACCCUUCUCACCUUACAACAUGCGUCGUCGCCGCAGCAGAGGCUCGGUCCACGGUCUCCACGGCGACACAGGCGGUCUGAUGUCUAAAGCGCCUACGCCUGAGCCCCUCCCUCUCAGCCUCACCCCUCCAGUCACAGACUGUGUCACUCCGGUAGAACAGUCUAUAGACAGAUCUAUAGGCCAGCAUCUUAUAGACCACCCAAUAGGCCAGCAGUCUACAGACGCACUAGACCAUUCUACAGACCUCCAUUCAGAGUACCAUUCAGUUUGCCAGUCUACAGACCACCUUGUAGACCAGCCUAUAGGCCAUCAGUCUACAGACCACCUUGUAGACCAGCCUACUGGCCAUCAGUCUACAGACCAGCCUAUAGGCCAUCAGUCUACAGACCAUCCUGUAGACCAGCCUAUAGGCCAUCAGCUUACCGUUUUAGUUGGCCAGUCUAUAGACUUUCCUUCAGUAGACCAGCAGACAGGCCGACUCACUACUGAGUGCCCUUCCCUUCAAACUGAAACAAAGACCGAGUGCCCUCCCGAGUGUCCAUCCUUCCACACAAAGACUAAGUGCCUUUCUACGUGUCCUACGAAGUUCUCUGUCGAGUGCCUUACCAAAUGUCCAUCCGUGUGCACUACUGAGUGCCCUUCCCUCCGGACGGAGACAGAUGUAGAGUGUGCUGUCCCCCCCAGCCCCUCGCUGCUCCUCCUUAGCCCCUCACUAACCAGCCACACCCCUCGCGGACAGACCCUCUCCCUUCCCCUCUCCUCCAGUCCCCCCUUACCUUCCUUAGGGAUGACCCCUAACCCCUUGACCCCUAACCCCAACAUACCCCUCUCCCUCCCUGACAGCUCCCCAUUAUCUUCUUUAGAGGCGGUGACUCACAUCCUCUCCUGCCCUCCCUGCCCCCCCUCUCUGACCCUCCCCCUCUCCUGCCCUCCCUGCCCCCCCUCUCUGACCCUCCCCCUCUCCUGCCCUCCCUGCCCCCCCACUCUGACCCUCCCCUUCCCCUCUAGUCCCUCCACCCAAGCCCUCUCUCCGCCCUCCCUCUCUCCCUGCCCCUCUCCUGCCAUCCCUCUCUCCACCUCCCCUCCCUCCCUCGCUCCCUGCCACCUCAGCCUGGUUGAUUCCCUGCCCCAACUUUUGCUCCCUCCCACUCCUCUACUACUGCCUCAAUCUCUCCCUCCAAACCCAAAUACACCCCCUCCAUUGCCCCCUACCCAGCCUCUUUGCCAGCCAGCUCCCUCUCUCCACUCAACCAGACAGGCCACAGAGGAGAGAGGAGAAGGGGAGGAGGAGAGAGCGUGGAGGAAGAAAGAAGAGAAGAGGGAUGGGAUGACAGAGGGUGUCUUAAUGUUCUCUCACACACUGAAGACCCCUGCAGGAGGCAGCCUGGUGGAUGUGUGCUGUGUGUCGUGGCUGUCAGUAGGUGUAUGUGUAGCGGUGGCAGGAGAGUGGGAGGUGUGUGUUUGGGGUCAGACCAACCCCCCACACUGGAGACGACUGCACACCUGGACCUUCAUAGAAUCAGUGAUGUCAGUGUUUCCUGUGCCGGACGCUCCUGGACUUCUGUGUGUGACUCUGGGCCAGCUGGAAAUCAGAGAGGCCAGGGUACUGUGCUGCUCUAGUCUGUCCCAGGCGGUGCUGUGUGAGGGGGAGGUCCAGAUGGUGGUGGGCAUGUCCAACCGAAGGCUGGUUAGCUCCUCCUACUCUGUAGCCACAACCCCGCUGCAGGUCUACACACUGACACAGGAUGGCAGGCUGCAGGGCUGCCUGUCUUUGGUCUGUCCUACUGAGCGCGUGCGGACCGUGGCGGCGGUGGAGGGACAGACUGACGCUCUGAUUGGCUCAACCCACGGCGGACAUGUUGUUCUGUGGAACGUGACGACGGGGCAGCUGCUGCAGCGCAUCACUCUGGGAGAUGGUUUCACGGAUACGCUCUGCCUCCGAGGAUACUCCCUCUGCGUGAGUGGGGUGCUGUUUGUCCUGUUGCAACACCCGUCCCUGUGUGCUGUGGAGGAGGAAGAGGGAGGGGCUCUGUUCUCGCUGGUCGCCACCAACCCUCUGACUGGCACCGUCGCCCUGGCAACCAGACUAGGCCUCCCCAAAGCCUGCACCGGGAGGCUGGUGGAGGUUGAUGUCCAUGGCUCCAGUGUUGUUGGGGUUUUCCGGUCUGGCUCCGUGUGUGUGUGGCAGCUUGGGAGGCGUCAGGGCCAGGAGGGGGUCUGGUUCCCAGAGCUGGGGUGUCAGCUCGCCCGUUGGGGGGCGCAGGGAACUGUCCUGACGGCACACCUCAAUGGAGACGUCUGCUUACACCGCUACAGACCACUCUGAUCUACUAUAGACCACUCUGAUCUACUAUAGACCACUCUGAACUACAGACCACUAUAUACCACUCUGAACCACUAUAGACCACUCUGAACAACUACAGACCACUAUAGACCACUCUGAACAACUACAGACCACUAUAGACCACUCUGAACAACUACAGACCACUAUAGACCACUCUGAACAACUACAGACCACUCUGAACAACUACAGACCACUAUAGACCACUCUGAUCUACUAUAGACCACUCUGAACUACAGACCACUAUAUACCACUCUGAACCACUAUAGACCACUCUGAACAACUAUAGACCACUCUGAACAACUAUAGACCACUAUAGACCACUCUGAACAACUACAGACCACUAUAGACCACUCUGAUCUACUAUAGACCACUCUGAACAACUACAGACCACUAUAGACCACUCUGAUCUACUAUAGACCACUCUGAACAACUACAGACCACUAUAGACCACUCUGAACAACUACAGACCACUAUAGACCACUCUGAACAACUACAGACCACUAUAGACUACUCUGAACUACUACAGACCACUCUGAACCACUAUAGACCUCUCUGAACCACAACUGACCCACUAUAGACCACUCUGAACUACUACAGACCGCUAUAGACCAUUCUGAACUACCAUAGACCACUCUGAACUACUACAGACCGCUAUAGACCAUUCUGACCCACUAUAGAUCACUCUGAACUACUGUUAUACAUGCCAGAGAGGCAUGUUUGUUCUACCAAACACAUUUCUAUCUGAGGUUAUCCAACGUGUCCUGCUGAAUGCAGCCCAGAAGGGUAUACUACAUAGCAGGAUCAAUGAGUUAGAGCACUAACUUUGAUAAGCAACCAGAAAUAACUAUUGAUUUUCUUGUUCAUUAAGAAAGCUAAACUUAGAUAUGUGUUUUUGGUUGUUUUAUUAUGCCAUGCACUUUAUAUAUUUCUAUAAAACAAGUUAUUUCAGAAUAUUUAGGCAAGUUAGCUGGAUAACACAUUGCUCUUGCUUUGUAGUAAACACCUGCGACCGUGACCUCUCUGGUGCUGAAUCACAUUUUGAUUCUGAUUCUUCUGAAUCACUUUCUACCACAUCCAAAUGACAUGGUUCAACUGUCUGGUUCCUGAGUCUGUGUUCCAUAUGUACCUAAAUAUAAAUGACAUGGUUCAUGCGUCUGUGUUCCAUAUGUACCUACAUAUAAAUGACAGGGUUCAUGCGUCUGUGUUCCAUAUGUACCUACAUAUAAAUGACAGGGUUCAACUGUCUGGUUCAUGAGUCUGUGUUCCAUAUGUACCUACAUAUAAAUGACAUGGUUCUUGAGUCUGUGUUCCAUAUGUACCUACAUAUAAAUGACGUGGUUCAAC